CAAACGCCCACAUCACAUCAUCAGCUAAGACGCCAAUGUGACCACAAACAAAUGCUGAUGGGUGGAGUUGCCAUGUUGCAACUGACAGCUACACAUUGCCACUCAAGCCAGGACCAGACCAAGCGUGCAGAGUGGCACUGACAGCUUGAACUCAUGGGUCAGUCUCUGCAGAAACAUUACCCACCCAAGCCGUUCCCUGGAGACAUCGUGGAGUAUCCGAGGAACAAAUACUUCUCCCACUUUGCCAUCUACUAUGGGGAGAAGGAUGGCGUUCGCUACGUGGCUCACCUGACAUCCCGAGAUUCAGACUCCAAACUCCCACUCUUUGGCCGGGCCCUGAGAUCGGAAGUCAAAUUGGAUCCGCUUGAGCUGCUGGGGAAAAAGUACAAGGUGAACAACAUGCUUGAUGACUGCUUCCCAGCCAGAGAUUACCACAGUAUUGUGAAACAGUCCAUUGACGACAUGAUCGGACAGGAAGUGACCUUUGACAUUUUGUUCCACAACAGUGAGCACCAGGCGACACUCUUUAGAUACGGAGUCAAGAAGUCACAGCAGAUUGAAAAAAUCUACGAGCACAUCAUGCCUGCAUGGGAGAAGCUCCUUGAGGAGAAGAAGCUGUGAAGGUGCUUCAGAUGUAUUUCUCAAUCUCAACUAUAUUGACCAGAUUAAGAUUUACAUAAACUUGUAACAAUAUUACACGAUCAAGUCAUUUUCUUUCUUUCACUGAAUCAUCUAGAUUGCUCCCUUUUUAAGAAAAUUGUUCAAAUAAUGAUAUUCAAAAACUGUUUUUUGUCAAAUAAAAAAUAUUUUGCGUGUGAA
This is a messenger RNA of Phyllopteryx taeniolatus (common seadragon), 819 nucleotides long. It is a transcript of the gene plaat1l, whose product is annotated as phospholipase A and acyltransferase 1-like. Gene Ontology annotation, molecular function: glycerophospholipid phospholipase A1 activity; A2-type glycerophospholipase activity. Lineage: Eukaryota; Metazoa; Chordata; Actinopteri; Syngnathiformes; Syngnathidae. The record is from RefSeq and is a predicted model, not a curated record. Gene Ontology annotation, biological process: N-acylphosphatidylethanolamine metabolic process. Bases 154 to 621 code for a protein of 155 amino acids. Gene Ontology annotation, cellular component: cytoplasm. The transcript has 5 exons.